AUGGACGAGGUGGCCCAAGUGGUCCGUGGUUCGAACCCGACCUCUGCCCCUCGACUUCCUUUGUCUAGGCUUGAGCAACCUGGCAGUAUCCCAGCCCUCGUGCUUUCUUCGGGUGCCAUGGCAGCUAGGGUGCUACAGCUGAACGUCUCUCUCUCUCUCUACGAGCCGCGAGUGGAGAUACCAAGCCAUACAUUAGCUAGAGGAGGUCCGUGGUUCGAACCCGACCUCUGCCACUCGACUUCCCGUCUAGGCUUGGGCAACCGAACAGUAUCCCAGCCCUCAUGCAACCUUCGGGUAGCAUGGCAUUUAGGCACCGAAAGGGUGCUACAGCCGAACGAUUUUUUUCAUCACGUAUGCCAGUGUAGUCAAAGAAUGCGAGCGUUCAAGCUCAGCAACAUGACCGACAAGCAAACCAAGUGUCUCGUCUUCUUGACUGGUUUUCAAUCGCCACAUGAUGCAGAUAUACGGAUCCAACUAUUGAAUCAAAUUAAACGGGAUUCAAAGUUGACGAUUCUGAAACUUACUACCAAAUCCCAGAAUCUCAUCAAUUCCAAGGCUGAUACUGUAAUGAUUGAACAUCACCAGACCUCUCGGCUCAACAAGGUGUGCAAAGUAAUUUCCAAAAGUCAAACGGACCCGAGAGAAAUCCGCCACACCCUGUUGGUUCAAUGA
This is a messenger RNA of Opisthorchis viverrini, 672 nucleotides long. RefSeq lists its product as hypothetical. The record is from RefSeq and is a predicted model, not a curated record. Lineage: Eukaryota; Metazoa; Platyhelminthes; Trematoda; Opisthorchiida; Opisthorchiidae. The transcript has 3 exons. Bases 1 to 672 code for a protein of 223 amino acids.